This is a messenger RNA of Pediculus humanus corporis (human body louse), 1710 nucleotides long. RefSeq names its product acetylcholinesterase, putative. The record is from RefSeq and is a predicted model, not a curated record. The transcript has 9 exons. Lineage: Eukaryota; Metazoa; Arthropoda; Insecta; Psocodea; Pediculidae. The coding region runs from base 1 to 1710 and encodes 569 amino acids.
AUGAAUUUUAUAUGGAUGAUAAUAAUAGUUUUUCUGUUAAAAUUGGUAAUCAUUUCCGGUGAUGAACAAGGACAUCCUCACGUGACAACAAAACAGGGAAUAUUAAAAGGAAAAUUAAUGAAAUCAAGAACGGGUAAAAAUUUUUAUGGUUUUUUUAAAGUGCCAUACGCUAAACCGCCAUUGGGUGAUUUAAGGUUUAAGGCACCCGUCGAACCUGAUUCUUGGGAGGGAAUACGAGAUUCUACAAAUGAUGAUGGUGUGACGUGCACUCAAAGGCACAUAUUCGUACCUAAACAUUUUUACAUAUACGGUGAUGAAGAUUGUUUGUACAUGAAUAUAUUUACUCGAAAGGUGAAUGAAACGGAAAAUGAUGAUUUACUUCCGGUUAUGGUUUUCAUACACGGUGGAGGAUGGGUUUGCGGAUCCGGAAAUAGUUUAUUUUAUUCUCCCCAUUUUUUAAUGGAUAAAGAAAUUGUUUACGUUUCGUUUAAUUAUCGUUUGGGUGCCAUAGGAUUUUUAAGCAUGGAAGAUGAAGAAUUACCCGGUAAUUACGGAUUAAAAGAUCAGGCACAGGCAUUAAAAUGGAUAAAAGAAAAUAUAGAAAAAUUUGGGGGGAAUCCCAAUUUGAUAACAUUAUUCGGUGAAAGUGCCGGGGGUGCAAGCGUUCACUUUCACAUGAUGUCGCCAUUGACAAAAGGAUUAUUUCACAGAGGGAUUUCACAAUCAGGUACGGCAUUUUGUUCAUGGGCAUUGGGACAACCGGGAUCCGUGAGAAACAACACGAUUAAAUUAGCCAAAUCUUUAAUGUGUCCCAUCGGGAACACGAAAGAAAUCGUCGAGUGUUUACGGGAAAAACCGGUGAGAGACGUCAUAGGUACGGAUUUGAUAUUCAUGGAAUGGUUUACGGAACCCAUGAUACCUUUUAAACCCGUUGUUGAAAAAUACGGUGAGGAAAGUGAAAAAUUUCUACCCGAUCAUCCGGAAAUGAUGAUAAAAAGUGGAAAAAUGUCAAACAUUCCGUGGAUAACGGGUGUCAAUAGUGGGGAAGGUGCCAUUAGAGUUGCCGCCGCGUACAGCGAUACCAAUUUAUUAAAAGAAUUAAAAGAAAAAUUUGACGAUAUAAUACCGUCGAGUUUAUUUUAUAAAAAUUUAUAUCCGGACGUGAAUAAAAUAACGGAAAAAAUUAAAAAAUUUUAUUUUUCCGGUAAAGAAAUCGGUUUGAACACCAUAAAAGAAUUGACAGACUUAUGGACCGACGGUUGGUUUUUACACGGUGCAAAUCACGCAUUAAAACUCAUUAACGAAACCGUCGACUCACAAAUUUAUUAUUAUUAUUUCUCAUACAAGGGUACGAAUAGUUUUGCUUCUGCUUUUGGCGACGAAACGCAAGAUUAUGGUGCCGUACACGCCGACGAAUUAUUAUACCUAUUCCCGAUUGAUUUUCUACGAAAGGGAAAAGCUCUGGAUGAAACAGAUGAAAAAUAUAUAAAUAUUAUAUUAGAUAUUUGGUCAAAUUUUGCUAAGCACGGGGUACCGAAAUCGGAUUUGAUAAGCGAAGAAUGGAAACCUUAUAGAAACGAUGAUCCCGUUUAUCUUAACAUAGAUAAAAACGAAGUGAAAAUGAGGAAAAAUUUAUUACCGGAAAGAUCGACAUUUUGGAAUUCACUAAAUUCCAUAAAGAAAAAUCUUUACGGAAAAGAUGAACUUUAG